Molecule: messenger RNA, 346 nt
Organism: Owenia fusiformis
Lineage: Eukaryota; Metazoa; Annelida; Polychaeta; Sabellida; Oweniidae
Source: the annotation of a GenBank genome assembly
AUCAGUUACAAUUCAGGAGAAAAGAUGCAGCUCAAAUUUUGGCUUGUGAAAGUGAUGUUCGCUUGUGUGACAGUUCUCACAAGUGCGAUUGAACCGGAAACUACCAUAUUAUUGGAAACAACAAUCCUACCAACAACCACUCUUAUACCAACUACUACCCUACUGGAAACAACAAUCCUACCAACAACCACUCUAAUACCAACUACUACCCUAUUGGAAACAACAAUCCUACCAACAACCACUCUAAUACCAACUACUACCCUAUUGGAAACGACGACGUUACCAACCACUACUAUUCUCCCAACCACUACCCUCGAAAGUCAACCACCAGCUACGCAGAUACCAG